GCAGUACUGAAGAACUGCUGAUUUGUGUAGGUCUCCAAUUGGGUCAUUUGCGUGCCACUCCUGUCUCUACUCUGAAGCUUCAUCCUGUGGAGGGAGAUGUGGGUAUUUGGGUACGGGUCUCUAAUAUGGAAAGCGGGUUUUAACUACGAUGCUCGCCUUGUUGGUUUCAUCAAAGGCUAUCGCCGUGUCUUCUACCAAGGCAGCACUGACCAUAGGGGGACUCCAGAGAAUCCUGGAAGAACUGUCACUCUAGAACCUGCUGAUGGGGAAGUCUGUUGGGGAGUUGCAUACAAGAUCUCCAAGAAGGAAGAUGAAGAAACUGCAAUAACAUAUUUGGAAGUGAGGGAGAAGCAGUAUGAUCAGAAAGCUUAUCUUGAUUUCUUCACUGAUCCCACAGCUACAACUCCAGCGGUUUCAGGAGUAAUGGUAUAUAUAGGAUCAUCAGACAAGAAGCAUAACCAAAAUUACUUGGGGCCUGCACCUCUUGAAGAGAUAGCCAAACAAAUUGUUCAUGCUGAAGGCCCUUCAGGACCCAAUAGAGACUACCUUUUCCAACUUGAGAAGGCUCUUCUUCAAAUUGGAUGCAAGGACAAACACAUAAUGGAUCUUGCAAAUGAAGUGAGGCGCAUUCUUUCAGAGAGGGAACCUGACCUCAUAAUGCCAUGAAUAACAGGCUGAUAGAUUCUUAGAUUCAGGCAUUUACAAGAUGAUUAUGAUUGCGAUAAAUUAUUGUUUGGGAGACUGAUACAUCUCUUGAACUUGAUUAUUCAGCUCUGAGUUGGACUGGAGCCAUUUUUCCAUGAAUAAAGGAGGAAUAUUGCUAUGUGA
Messenger RNA from Manihot esculenta (cassava), 828 nucleotides. RefSeq names its product gamma-glutamylcyclotransferase 2-3. The transcript is spliced from 8 exons. Gene Ontology annotation, biological process: glutathione catabolic process. Gene Ontology annotation, cellular component: cytoplasm. Bases 97 to 666 code for a protein of 189 amino acids. Gene Ontology annotation, molecular function: gamma-glutamylcyclotransferase activity; glutathione specific gamma-glutamylcyclotransferase activity. Lineage: Eukaryota; Viridiplantae; Streptophyta; Magnoliopsida; Malpighiales; Euphorbiaceae. The record is from RefSeq and is a predicted model, not a curated record.